GCUACUGACGCAGCGCAUCGAGACUCGGACUGGUCCCAAAGAGACCGACUAUGCCGAGGUCCUUUCUGGUGAAGAGCAAGAGGGCCCACAGCUACCACCAGCCACGGUACCUGCACGAUGACCACGCCAGACUGGACCCUGUUCUGGCCCAUGUAUGCGGCGCAGAGGCCAAAGCUCCGUUGGUGUUCGAGGGGAACUUGGAGGAUGCCAGUGACAUUCACCAUAGACUGUCUCCGGAGUCCCAGCUGGUACGCACAGCUGGCCUCUCCUCCAGCUCUCCGCUGAGCUGCGAAGGCAGCGUGUGUGACCGCUCUGCAGGCUGUGACUUCUGGCGCCCUCCAUCUCCUUCUUCAUCUCCAGAUGCAGAGACAUGUCCCACCCCAGCAGCAGGGGAGGGUCGCCACCUCAACAUGCCAUUUCUUCCGUACGCAUGGACACGAUUUUCAGACCCGGAGCUCCGGCAUCUGAUUCAGAGAACUUACCACCACCAUCACCACCACCACCUGUCGAGGCCCAAGGAUCCAGACUCGCCCGUCAGCAUCUACGGGGCAGAAGACGAUGGCCCCGACGCCGUUUACGCGCAACAGGUCUCCGUCACUGGACGCUACACGGAUUAUCCUUCCACCCACCAAACCUGCAGGACGCGGGACGCGGGGUUGUACAUGGAUGUGAAGGGGGAGUCCUACGUCUCUAACAUUAAGACCGAGAACAAUGCCAUCCGUCCUAAACUCGAUUCCAACGGUUCCUAUAUGUGUGUCAAGUGCCGCAAGGUCUUCUCGACGCCACACGGACUGGAGGUCCACGUACGACGCUCCCACAGCGGCACGCGGCCCUUCGAGUGCGACGUGUGCGGUAAAACGUUCGGACACGCCGUGAGCCUGGAGCAACACCGGGCGGUGCACUCGCAGGAGAGGAGCUUCAGCUGUAAAAUCUGCGGCAAAAGCUUCAAGCGCUCCUCCACGCUGUCCACGCACCUGCUCAUCCACUCGGACACCCGGCCUUACCCGUGCCAGUACUGCGGCAAGCGGUUCCACCAGAAGUCGGACAUGAAAAAACACACUUUCAUACACACCGGUGAGAAGCCGCACAAGUGCCAGGUGUGCGGCAAGGCCUUCAGCCAGAGCUCCAACCUGAUCACACACAGUAGGAAACACACGGGCUUCAAACCCUUCGGCUGCGAGCUGUGCGCCAAAGGCUUUCAGAGGAAGGUGGACCUGAGGAGACACAAGGAAACGCAGCACGGACUGAAAUGAGGAGACGUGCUUCGAUUCAAACAGGACCCCCCCCCCCCGUGGCUGUAACGCAUGUCAUAAUAGGCUGUUAUUGGUGUUUGCUGUAACAUAUUUAGCAUAUAGUCCACACUGUCCAGCUAAUCAUUUAGGCUUUCAUAUUGGCUGAUAUAGGAAUAAACGAGUUUGUCACCCCUGUAGCUCAUUUCUCAAAUUCGCCACAGCAAAUGGGCCUGCGGUACCAACGGCACGUUUUAAACCACACCGUUAUGCUAAUUAGUUGCUGAUAAUGCACCUUAUUAAAGCAGCAGUAUUGCAUUUUAAAAUUUGACAUUUUUAAUUUAAAAACGACGACGGUUUACUAUGCGAGGCAAAUUUAAAACGAAAUAACCUAAAUUAAAAAAAACAAAAAAAAACCGUAGGCACAAUCAUUUCAGGUAUAAGACUAUUUCGAUUUUCACGAUUACACUCGUCCGUUCUGAUAAACGCUCGUUCAUUUCAUUUACAUAGGCCGAGUCGACGGAAGUUAACCGAGGCCAUCAAUCACGUCCCAGUUUCCAUGGCAGGUCAAAAUAAAACCUCCCGGAUGGAAAUGAACAACGUCUUCUAGCGCGAACCACCUGGCCAUAACCAAACAUUUCCACAUCCAUGUUGUGUUAACAUCCAGCCUCGGCAAAUGAGCUUAUGGCCCCAUAAAGCCUCGUGUGAAGGCAGCCGGGAGAAAUAGCGUCACGUUUAUUGCUCCGCGCGCUCCUGCGGCGCAGCGCGGCCACAUGGCGUUUUCACGCGACGGAUGAAGAAGACAUGGGUGUGAUUUAUUUCACAUGACAGAAGCUUUAAAAGUUAAACAUUCAGGGGUCUUUAACGCGCCUUUGAACUGAUUUAGACGUGCACAGGGAGCGGACUGUUUUAUAUAUAUCUAUAUAAACAUAUUGACCUCACCCGAACCCAGUCUAGCAGUAAUAGUAGAAGAUAUUGACCUCACCCGAGUUAAAACCUGUACUUAGUUUGGUACCGUGCAUUAGCGUAAACAAAUUACAAUGAGUUUGGUACAUCAUGUUGCCUUUUUGGGUGUAUUAUUUCAGAAGCAAUUUUUAGCCCGAAAAAAGCAACCUAAUCAAGGGAGGAUGGUAUUCCAAGCUAUACGCUAUGAUUUUUCUUAUAUUACUUCAGAAUGUGUGAUAUAUACUCACUUUUCCCUUCCGAAAAUUCAUAGACAGAAGAAAAUACAUAUAAAAUACGUGAA
Lampris incognitus (smalleye Pacific opah) is the source of this 2475-nucleotide messenger RNA. RefSeq names its product growth factor independent 1A transcription repressor a (gene gfi1aa). The transcript has 6 exons. NCBI's taxonomy places the organism in Eukaryota, Metazoa, Chordata, Actinopteri, Lampriformes, Lampridae. The record is from RefSeq and is a predicted model, not a curated record. Gene Ontology annotation, cellular component: nucleus. The coding region runs from base 51 to 1253 and encodes 400 amino acids.